This is a messenger RNA of Mycosarcoma maydis (corn smut), 2568 nucleotides long. RefSeq lists its product as uncharacterized. Lineage: Eukaryota; Fungi; Basidiomycota; Ustilaginomycetes; Ustilaginales. Bases 1 to 2568 code for a protein of 855 amino acids. Gene Ontology annotation, molecular function: zinc ion binding; DNA-binding transcription factor activity, RNA polymerase II-specific. Gene Ontology annotation, biological process: regulation of DNA-templated transcription. The transcript has a single exon. The record is from RefSeq and is a predicted model, not a curated record.
AUGACGAGGAAGAUGCCCAUCGAUAACCGCGACCCGGAUCGCUUUUUCGAGAAUCCCAUGUCACCACCUCAAUGGAAUUCGUCUGCAUCAUCCACUUCGUUCACUCUAGCAAACCACGCUGAUCCUUCACGUUUACCCUACGACCCUCGCGAUAGUGCCGAUCAUGCUUGGAACCUGCGUCCGCUCCAGUACACUGGCCUGGCUGGUAGCUCUAGCGCAUGGCCUGCUCACCAUCGCAGCCCCUCACGUCUGACAGAAGGGUAUCCGCGCGUGCAUCCCGUUGAUGGCACGACGAUGGCGGCAACCAAUUACGACGGUGCACCUGCUUUUGCAGCAGCAGAGACAUCAACAAAGCCUCCUUCGAUGGUCUCGUCUGUUCACAUGCAGCAACGCAGAGCCUCAGAUGAAGAGUGGCAGAGGCACCAACUAGAACCCCAUAUCCCGAGAAUCAAGCACGCCCCCCUGACAGCUUCAUCAUUUCACGAUCCCGCUUGGAAGCAUCGCGAGAUCGUCCUGAGCACUACGUCAGCUAAAGCAACUCCAUCAGAUUCUGCUGCGGCUAGUCCUGAUGCGGAUCCUCCACGCGCUCGAGUGGCCUGCAGCUUUUGUCGAGUUCGAAAGCUUCGAUGUGAUGGUGCAACACCCUGCCGACACUGUGAGCGUCGCGACAUGGACUGCGUCUACGCUCCAGUCAAAACCAAAGCAAAGCCUUCUGGACGUACCUCUUCUGGCCCAGGCAGACACCCGAACGAGACUGGUCAGAGCGGUUCCAGCCACGAUCGAGGUACCAAGCGCUCCGUUUUGCCAAAUGCGACACACAACAGACAAACACCCUCGUUCACGAAGUCGGACACUUCGAGCGAAUAUUCGAAGCGAGUCAAACUGGCGGGUGGCUCAUUGCGUCGAACCUCUUCAGGCGAGUCGUCCGACCUCAGCUGUGAUUCGAGCUUGCAGAGCUUAUCUACUCCGAGCAGCAGCAUGCCCGGGUCCGAUCUUGCGAUGAUCCAGAACAACAAUAUACAAAUACCCAUGGAACCCACCUUCGGUAAUCAGGACGAGUGGUGGAAUGAUCUGCUCGGCAUUUUUGGACGACCAAGGCUGAGAUCAAUGCGUGUUAUCCAGCAUCUUCUCACUCGCUUCGUUCAAUCCAACGCGGUCUUCUUUGGUUUGCUCCACGCACCCACCCUUCUCGAAGUUGUGUCGGGCAAUCGAGGUCACACUCGUGCGGAGCCAGCCCUGUACCUUGCUGUCUUGGCCGUAUCGGUGUGCGACAUGCAUCAGACUCGCAUCGCAGACGAACGCACCUCAGACAUGCGCUCAGCCAGCGAGGCUUCACGGCGGCUUGCUUUGCAAUUGUCGACCAUGGCUGCCAGCUAUUUGCAAACAUCGCUUUCCAGCGGAACUUCUCUUACGCCUUCUGUAGGUCAAGCUGCUAGCAUUCUCGCUUUGACCCAGCCAGAUGGCAGUUCCCAGCAGAACGACCUGAUCCGACUUGCGGAGAAUGUAGUCCGAACGCUCAAAUUGCAUGAGACAAUUUCUUCACGUGAAGCGCUGCUCGAGGAUAGCGAACCGGAAUCGCCCCUAUACUGGUCUCGGCCGCUCACUUCCUCCUCUCCCGAGUCCGAGGUCAAGUACGAAUCUAUUGUUCGACUUUGCUGGACGGGCAUCAGUCAUCGGUUUCGCAAGUACAUUGCCGAGCCGGAUCAAGGGUUUGGGGAUAUCGACCUGCCCGAGUUUAUCCAAGGUCUGCGGCCGAUGGCUUUUUGGCAGCCCAGCCUACUACCAGAGGAUCUACCACCGCCGUUCUUUCACUCGCAAGAUCUCAUGCGCAGGUCGGCUCGUCUGUCACGCUUGGCUGUAUCGCUGGCGCAGUUGGAAAAGAUUAAGCAAGUGGAUCGGACAGAGCCAGGGGAUGCGCCAUCGCAAGAGACACUAGAACAAGUCCACGAAAUUCUACAGGCACUCGACCAGCUUGAAAGGUCUUUUGUUCGACACAGGCCACGAUCGGAUGCAGAGAGGCAGAGCGUUCUGGGACGGACGCUGCAGAUGUUUUGCCGAAUGCACGUUUGGAUGCGAUUGACGGUCUGGCGCAAGUACAACCUGUGGAAUCAGCCAAUUUCGUCGUCAGAGAAGGCUGAAAGCGGACAAUUGUUGCUACAGCAGCAUCAUCCGACAGUGGAGUUCUGGCUGACAAUCGUGCACGAGAUGGUCGGCCGCAUGCAGGACGAUAUGAAUGCGCACGUGGUGGACGGAACGGCGUUAAAGACGAGCGUAUCGGACGUGGAUUCAUUGGUGAGACACGCGAUAUGUGCGUGCGAUUUGGUGGUCGCAACGCAGAAGAGGGAGCCGAUUGUGGGGUUGGUGGAUGCAGCGUUGAACGCAUUGAAGAGAAUAUUGGCGCAUGCAGAAUUGAACGUGGGCGUCAGGGAUGCUUUAAGCGUGCCAGAGGAUGUGCGUGCCAAGAUUGGCAAAGCGGAGGCGCGAAGGGUGGCGCUUGAAGAGGUGGAUCACGCACGCGAGCAUACAAUGGAAGGUGAUGUUGGCGACGCCAAAGUCGGUCGGUUUUGA